Blepharisma stoltei is the source of this 291-nucleotide messenger RNA. Lineage: Eukaryota; Ciliophora; Heterotrichea; Heterotrichida; Blepharismidae. The record is from the annotation of a GenBank genome assembly.
AUGUAUUUGAUAAUCUUCGCAGAAAAUGAUCACUAUGAAGUAGAAAUUAAUGAUCUAAAUUAUUUACAUGGAAAUGAUGCGAAAUAUGAUUUUAGUUCAGCAAUAUUAUAUAAAAACGGGCAUUUUACAAGUAUCAUUAAGGAUCCUAAGAUUAAUAAAGGUGGAGAAUUUUAUUUCUUAAACGGAUUAUAUUAUCAUGAUGGAAUGAUGUUUGAAGGGAAAAUUAUGAAGCUAGAUGAUUCAAUAAAGAGUCAGAUUACUGAAGAAAAACCCAUAUAUUUUAAUUUAUAA